Humulus lupulus (European hop) is the source of this 2622-nucleotide messenger RNA. Its product is annotated as RCC1 domain-containing protein RUG3, mitochondrial. Bases 748 to 2112 code for a protein of 454 amino acids. Lineage: Eukaryota; Viridiplantae; Streptophyta; Magnoliopsida; Rosales; Cannabaceae. The transcript has 6 exons. The record is from RefSeq and is a predicted model, not a curated record.
AACUUGGCCAAAAUUGCAAAGCUUCGCCAUGGAAGCACUUGCCCCAACAAAAAGGUAGCGAGAUAGUGGGUGAUAUACACUAUUAUUAAGAAAACUAAAUAAACUAAAAAGCAAACCAACAAUGCAAAAUAAGACAAAUAAAAAAGCAACCAAACUAAACAACUUGCAAGGCCCCAACACCACGCUACUCCUCGUGCCAUGAUGCUAAUCCAAAACCCCAACCACCUAACCCAACCCCCAGCUCCCCAAAUCAGUCAACCCUAGACCGCAAAGAGAAACCGGAUAAGCCUGAAACCAUUAGCGACACUCUACGCCACCAACGAUAGACUGGGAAGCCAAAACCAGACGCAAACCACCGAAGAAGGAAAUGUUCCAUGGGUUGGAAGAGAAAACCACCGGACUACAGUAGCUAUGUGACCAAACACCUGAGAGAAGGAAUGUACAUAAUAAUGUGACAUGUAUUUUAAAUUAUUCACAUUUAUUAUGUCUGUAAAAAAAAAGUGAAGUAAUAUUUGUAAAUAAAUUGAGAAGCCUAGGUAUACUAUUAAAAAAUUCCUAAAUUAGGGGUUUAUAAUGAGAUAAAAUAUAACUCGCAGAUCUAAAUUGUAUUUAUCUUUAAUUAAGGACCAGAAGUGGAAUUUACUAUGCCUUUGUUUUUUGGUGGGAGAUUUCAUGGCCCCGUCACAGCGCCGCCGACUUCAAAUAUAAACACCGCGAAAGAGCGAUUGGAGCUGCAACAGAGAUACGAUGUCGUAUCUCCGCCUACGCCGUCAGCUCUCUUCAAGCCACUUCCUUACUCGUCACAUUUCUUCGUCAUUCUCUACCAGCAACCGCAAAGUCCCACUCCUCUACAAACCCGAAACCAUCGAACUCCAAAACGACGCCGUCACCACCACCACCGCCACCCACCUCCAAAUUCUGUCAUGGGGCAGAGGAGCCUCCGGCCAGCUUGGCGGUGGCAUCGAGGAGAUCCGGCUCUACCCAACUCCAGUAGCUAACCUUCUUGUUCCCUCAUCUUUUUCUUUCUCUCCCUCCCCGGGCCGAUUAUCGGGGCCCAGUAAUAAAGAGGGUAGGAAUCCGGUGGAGGUGGGCAUUUCGUGUGGGCUCUUCCACUCAUCGUUGGUCGUGGAUGGCAAGCUCUGGAUGUGGGGCAAAGGCGAUGGUGGCCGACUUGGCUUUGGCCAUGAAAAUCCUGCGUUUGUGCCCACACUGAACCCCCAUUUGGAUACCGUACGGUCCGUGGCCCUCGGUGGAAUCCACUCCGUCGUUCUCACCACGGGCGGCCAGGUAUUCACUUGGGGUUAUGGUGGUUUUGGUGCACUUGGGCACUCUGUUUAUACUAGAGAACUGUUGCCUAGAUUGGUGGAAGGUUCAUGGAGUGGAAAAAUACGCCAUAUUGCGACUAGUGGUACUCACACUGCUGCCAUUACAGAAUCAGGUGAGUUGUAUAUUUGGGGCCGUGAUGAAGGAGAUGGUAGAUUGGGACUUGGUCCAAAUCGUGGUCCAAAUGAGGGUGGUGGAUAUAGCGUUCCUUCCAAAGUGAACUUAUUACCUGUGCCUGUGGCUGCUGUUUCUUGUGGGGGAUUUUUCACAAUGGCACUUACUGAAGACGGAAAAAUUUGGAACUGGGGAGCAAACUCUAACUACGAACUUGGAAGAGGUGAUAACAUUGGUGGUUGGAAGCCAAAUCCAAUUAUAAGUCUUGAAGAUGUUCGCAUCAUACAGAUAGCUAGUGGUGGAUAUCACUCUCUUGCUUUAACUGACGAUGGAAAGGUACUGUCGUGGGGUCAUGGUGGACAUGGUCAAUUGGGACAUUCUUCUAUAACAAUUUGUAAAACACCUGAAGUGAUUGAGGCAUUAGCUGAUGAGCGUGUUGUCUAUAUUGCUUGUGGAGGUUCCUCUUCUGCAGCUAUCACAGAUGAUGGACAGUUGUUUAUGUGGGGAAAUUCCAAGGAUUCACAGUUGGGAGUUCCCGGAUUGCCAGAGGUGCAACCAAGUCCAGUUAUGGUCAAAUUUCUAAUGGAGGAAGAUGGGUUGGGUCCUCACAGAGUGCUAUCUGUUGCAGUAGGUGCAUCCCAUGCCAUGUGCCUGGUGUCAAGGUUGGAUGCUUGAAGAUAAUCCUGUCAUGAAAUCGCUUCUGGUCAAUGAUUUCUAUGAGCACAUUCCAUCUGUGGAAACAGAGCUCAAAGAGGGAUUUGAUACCAUUGUCUAUUGCGAAUGGAAAUUGCACCAUGAUUGCCACAAAGAUGACAGAGAAGUACCAUGAUUAAGCAUGUGAGAUGUCGACCAUGGAGCUAAUGAUCUAGGUUUUGUCUUGGGAUAUAUUUAUAGGAAAUCCCCUAAGAUUUCACAUAGUACUUUUGCUUUUUCAAAAAAUCUCAACUCUGCGAUUCUGCUAGUAUCUAGACAACUUUAAAAUAAAACUUUGAAAAACCUCAUACAAAACCUAAGUCGGAAUUCCUGAACAUGUAAUUGGGUUCAAUUGGGACACUUCUCGCUUUGUGUAGGAGUUUUAUAUGGCCACAAGGACUACUACCCAUGUAACUACAUAAAAUAAACCAAGAACUAUUAAGAUUGGACUAUUACCCAUACAAAUAAACAUGGUAGUUGUUUUUUGUUGUA